Messenger RNA from Cyprinodon variegatus (sheepshead minnow), 11874 nucleotides. It is a transcript of the gene nav3, whose product is annotated as neuron navigator 3. Gene Ontology annotation, biological process: nervous system development; neurogenesis. Lineage: Eukaryota; Metazoa; Chordata; Actinopteri; Cyprinodontiformes; Cyprinodontidae. The transcript has 40 exons. Gene Ontology annotation, molecular function: ATP binding; protein binding; ATP hydrolysis activity. The record is from RefSeq and is a predicted model, not a curated record. The coding region runs from base 198 to 7250 and encodes 2350 amino acids.
UUCUCCUUACUGAAGGCCACAGAAUGAGCGCAGUUGCUUUCCUCUCAGUCUGAGAGGCAGCUGCAGGUUCUCUUUUGCUUUGGCUCAGAUUUUUCUGCCAGGCUUCAGAGGAGGACCCAGCAGAUUUGCCUUCCUUUUUUUUUGGAGUUUUCUUUGAACUUUUUCUCCCACCACACUGCUGUUGCCUGGGAAGUACAAUGCCUGUAGUUGGAGUGGCUUCCAAGUUAAGGCAACCCUCCACGGUGGGCACCAAGCCGGUGCACACUGCCCUCCCUAUCCCCAGUGCUGUCAGAGCAGCCGCCUCGCAGGGCUUCAUGGCCCGGCAGCAGGAACUCAGGGCAAAAGACGGAGCCCCGGCGCUCAACUGCCAGCUUUCAGUCAGGUCGGACUACCAGCAGGAAAAGAUGCCGGCAGGAAAGUCCAAAGCAGAAACCGAGGAGAGCAAGAUCUGCAAGAUCUACACUGACUGGGCCAAUCACUACCUGGCCAAGUCUGGGUGUCCACGCCUCAUCAAAGACCUGAGCCAGGAUGUCACCGAUGGAGUCUUGCUGGCUCAGAUCAUCCAGAUCAUAGCCAAUGAGAAGGUGGAGGACAUCAAUGGCAGCCCCAGGAGCCAGUCGCAAAUGAUCGAAAAUGUGGACGCUUGUCUCAGUUUCCUGGACGCCAGAGGAGUGAAUGUCCAAGGGCUCUCAGCAGAAGAGAUCAGAAAUGGCAACCUAAAGAGCAUCCUUGGCCUCUUCUUCAUCCUUUCACGCUACAAGCAGCAGCAGCAGCAACAGCAGCAGUACUAUCAGUCCCUGGUGGAGCUCAGCCAGCAGCCCAGCAGUACCGCACCAUCCACCAGCAGCCUCAAAACACAAGAUAUGCAGUCCAGUCUUACAGCACGAUAUGCAAGUCCUCCAGGCCACAGUGGAAUAGGAUCACCACAGAAGAAAAACACAAGGUUACCAGGGCCAUCCAGAGUACCCGCUGCAGGCGGCGGGGCAUCCAGAAGCCCAGGCUCAUCCAACCUCAACCGCCGGAGUCAGAGCUUCAACAGCAUCGACAAGAGCAAGCCUCUCCAGUAUGCAAGCGGCAACGAUAGAGAAUCGGUGAGGGGCCUCCCUGUACCCAGUGGGAUGAAUGGGAGUGGUAUGGGUGGGAUGGUUCCCACCAGUCUCAGUGGGCAGCAGCUGGCCUCUGCCAUCCCCUCACCCACCUCUGGGAAGUCCUGGCGCAGCAAGUCAAUGAACCUCAAGCACAGCGCCACAUCCUCCAUGCUGGCAAGCCCCACCCAUUCACCUUCCACCACCCCUUCACCCCAGGCCCUGGAAGGUUUUCACGAGGCCUCCAAAGUUGGGUUAGGAGCUGCACCUCCGCAGAGGUCAAUGUUGGAGAAGUUCCGACUCAUUAACCCUCGAUCAGCCUCAAGAGCGUCACCAUCCAUGGCGGAAAUGACGCUGCAGGAGGAGGAUGACCUUUCGGAGUACGGGGACGAUGGACAGACCCCGACAGGGUCAUUGUGCAGCAGUGGCAGUAGCAGUGCUACCGCCAAACAGAGCUCAACAAAGACGCCAGCGUCAUCCGUUUCUGCACCUAGCAAAACCUCUUCUUCAUCCUCAUCAAAAACCUCUGCCAGUGGCAGCAGGUCCUUGGCCCCAUGCAAAGACAAGGAGGAUAAAAACAAGUCUGUGAAAUCUUCAAAAGACAGCUCUCCACCAAAAGAGGAGCGUGAGAAUUCAGCCGACUCCACUAAGAAAUCCUCCAAAAUAGCCAGCCUCAUCCCAAAGGGAGGAAAGUCAUCGUCAGGAAAGAAAGAUGGCGGCACUUCCUCUGCUGCCAGCGGCAUCCCAAAACCAGGACUUAAAGCUCCGUCCACAACAUCAGGCAAACCUCAGAGUCAGUCCCAGAACCAAGCUGCCUUAAACAGCAGCGGCAACAUGAGGACAGGUGAAGGAGAGCGAGCUAAGCUGACCAAAGGAGGACAAGGUGGGAGUUUUUACAUACAGCGCUCCGCUGGCGGUACGGAGGGGAAACGGACUAGUAUGACCUCGUCUACCAGUACCUCAGCCCUAUCUGGAACCAGUGGGAUGCUUGUAGGAGGAGGAGGUGGGGCACCGGGAGGAAACGGAGUGGUUCUACUUCCACAGCAGCAGCAACACAACCACCCCAAUACGGCCACGGUGGCACCCUUCAUGUACAGGACGUUCUCAGAAAACGAUUGCACCACGGUGGCCCCAGCCGACCCCUGUCUCAGCCCCACCAAGGGAGAGCUGGUCUACAGCAAGACAGCCAAACAGUGCCUGGAGGAGAUAUCAGCAGGAGAGGAUCCUGAGACGAGGCGUAUGAGGACGGUAAAGAACAUCGCUGACCUGCGGCAGAACCUGGAGGAGACCAUGUCCAGUCUGCGGGGGACACAGAUCAGCCACAGUACAUUGGAAACAACCUUCGACACGACGGUGACGACUGAGGUGAACGGGCGGAGUCUCCCCGCCCUUGCUGCUCGUUCCUCCCCCAUGGCCUGGCGUCUUGGCCAAACCCAGACCCCACGUCUCCAGGCAGGAGAAGCCCCCUCAAUGCCAAGCGGGUAUUCUGCGCCCAGAUCCAGCACAGCGGGCGCUACCGCCAACACAGGCCGUUACAGCGGGCACUCUGACCCCUCCAGAUACCUAACCGACAGUGGCCUCCACCUGUAUGCUAGGAAUACAGGUCGAUCCUCAGAUGUGGCUUCACCCCGAGAGAACACGCAAAGAGGAAGCAAAGAGAUGCAGGGAGACAUUGACAGUUGGGAUGACAGCAGCUCAGUGAGCAGCGGCCUCAGCGACACGUUGGACAACUUCAGCACAGAUGAUCUGAACACCCCGACGUACUCCGGUGCCAGCUCGUCGCGCAAAAGCAAGGGAGCACAGUCCCAGAAAGAAAGCAGGUCCAAGCAUGCCCAGCCGGAGGUGAGCAGCAGUUGGGUUGGCGCCGAAGACUUGAAAAAAGUGGACGAGGAGUUGGACCCGAGCAUGGACCCUAACGGUAGCCCCUCCCGCUGGAAGCCUUCCUCAUCCGCCUGUUCCCCCCAAAGCCAGGGUCAGUACGAGGACACCGGCCAGAAGGCAGCUGGGCUUGCCCAGAUGUCCCAGACGGGCUCAUGGCGGAGGGGCAUGACAGCCCAGGUGGGGAUCACACCACCCAGGACCAAGGGGAGUUCUGCUGCACUCAAAUCACCAGGUAAAACUGACGAUGCCAAGGCCUCAGAAAAGGGCAAGGUCCCUUCCAAAAGCCCCACUGGGAUACAGCGCUCACCAUCAGAUGCUGGGAGAAGUAGUGGGGAUGAAGGCAAGAAACCUCCCUCUGGUAUUGCUCGCCCACCUGCCACCAGUUCAUUUGGAUACAAAAAGAUCACUGGUCCUGCUGGCACGCUAAUUACCUCUAGCGGCGCAGCCCUCACGGGUGGCUCAGCCACCCUGGGCAAGGCCCCAAAGUCUUCAUCUGGCCUCGGCAAAGGCACAAGCAUCGGCGGGGGCCGUAAAACCAGCCUAGACGGCUCGCAGCCCCAGGAUGACGGGGUCCUCCUCAGCUGCAGCAGCUCCAAAGUCACCCUGCAGUACCGCUCCCUCCCAAGGCCGGCCAAAUCCUCUAGUGGGGCCGCAGCAGGGCGCUGCGGGCACCGCUCCAGCUCCAGCAGCAUUGAAUCAAAUGUCAGCGGGAAGUCCGCAGGUGGAGUGCCAACACAAGCGGGUGCCAAACGGAGGGAGGGAAAGGUUAGCUCGGACCGCUCCAGUCCCAUCACCAUCAACCAGACGGAUAAAGAAAAAGUAGGGGUGUCUGAACAAGACCAGGCAGGCCUGUCCACCUCUCCCAAAUCCAGCCCUACCUCUGGUUCAGCAGGCCAGACAGGCCUCAGGCAGCCAGGAUCCAAAUACCCAGACAUCGCUUCGCCUACCUUCCGCAGAUUGUUUGGCACAAAAGCCAGCAGCAAGGCAAGCUCUCCGGGUACGCCCGACUCUGGCAAGUGCCCGUCAAUCCUGGGCAGCCCCCACGGCACGCUGGCCAGACAGCCCAGCUUGGACUCGCCUUCUUCUGGCACUGGAAGCUUGGGCAGCACUGGUGGCCUGAGCGGUGGCAGCAGCCCGCUGUAUGGUAAAACCCCCGACCUGUGCACUGACUCCCUGGCUUCAAGCCCAGCCUCUGGCCUUUCCCUUCCCUCCAACGCUCGUCCCUGGCCUGCCUGUAGCUCAUCAGCUGGCAGCAAGGACACCCUGAGUUGCCAGAGUAUGACAAGUCUGCACACCAGCUCUGAGUCCAUUGACAUGCCGCUGGGCCAUCAUGGGCCAAAGGUUACCCGUACUGGCAGUAUCAAGUCCACCCUGUCCGAGGGCAUGCCCCUUGACAGAAACACGCUCCCCAAAAAGGGACUGAGGUACCCACCGUCAUCUAGGCAAACAUCCCAUGAAGACGGAAAGGAGUGGCUGAGGUCGCAUUCAACAGGAGGCCUUCAGGACACCGGGAGCCAGUCCCCGCUUUCUCCUCCAGGAGCUGCUUGCGUCAACACUGGAAAAUACCACUACUCCAACCUCCUGAGCCCAACCAACAUCAACCAGUAUAACCUGCCACCAGGCAACAGCAACAGCAGUAGCAUGAGCCGCUCAAACAGCAUCCCUGCUCAGGACUCCUUUGACCUGUACGGUGAGGGUCACCCACUAGGGGGCAGCGCCACCUCCCUGGAGGAUCGACCCCGGGUCAUCAGCCGCUCGGGCUCCUUCCGAGACAGCACUGAUGAAGUCCAUGGCUCAUCCUUGUCUCUGGUCUCCAGCACAUCAUCACUUUAUUCUGCGACUGAGGAGAAAGCUCACUCUGAGGGCCAAACAGUCCAAAAUUCCACGCAAAUCAGGAAGCUGCGCCGGGAGCUGGACGCCUCUCAGGAGAAGGUGGCGACCCUCACGUCUCAGCUGGCUGCCAACGCUCACCUUGUGGCAGCCUUUGAGAAGAGCCUCAGCAACAUGACCUGCCGCCUACAGAGCCUCACCAUGACUGCCGAGCAAAAGGAGUCCGAGUUAGCAGAGUUGAGAGAAACCAUAGAGAUGCUGAAGACCCAGAACACAGACGCUCAAACUGCGAUCCAGGUGGCGCUGAACGGACCGGACCACCUGCACAAAGACCUUCGGAUUAGACGGCAGCACUCGUCAGAAAGCAUGUCCAGCAUCAACAGCGCUGCCAGUCAUGCCAGCAUGGGCAGCUUGGGCAAGGAUGCCGAGGAUAAAAAGAAAAAGAAGAAGAGCUGGGUGGCUGAUUCCAUCCCGGCUCAGUUGCGCAGCUCCUUCAAGCAGGCGUUCAGCAAGAAGAAAACCAAAUCCCAGUCGGCCCACGACGAGAUGGAGGAGAUGACCGACUCGGUACCUUCCUCUCCCAAACUGCAGCAUGACAACAGACAGGGUAGCGUUGCCACGCUGCGCUCCUCCCCCUCCACCACCGAGCUGUGCGAAUGCACCGAAGCCGAGGCUGAAAUCAUCCUGCAGCUGAAGAACGAGCUCAGAGAGAAGGAGCUCAAGCUGACAGACAUCCGCCUGGAGGCGCUCAGCUCUGCUCACCACCUGGACCAGAUCCGAGAGGCCAUGAACCGCAUGCAGAAUGAGAUCGAGACGCUGAAAGCAGAGAACGAUCGCCUCAAGUCGAGCGGGAACGCCACACCCACGAUGACUCCUGUCAAGAUGGCCAGGCCGCCCUCAGAGGCCUCCAGCACCUCCUCAUCCUCGUCACGGCAGUCGCUCGGACUGUCGCUCAAUAACCUCAACAUCACCGACUCCAUCAUGUCUGAUAUCCUACUGGACGACGGCUACGAGGGAAACCUCCGCAAGGAAAGUCGCAGUGUGAGGAUCAUGGUUAGCAUCAGCAAUGCACCAAAAAGCACCAAGGGUCCACAAAGCCAUGAGUACCUGAUUGGCUCUAUAGGCGUCAGCGGUAAGACCAAGUGGGACGUCCUGGAUGGGGUCAUUCGUCGUCUCUUUAAGGAGUAUGUGUUCCGGGUCGAUCCUGGGACCAGCCUGGGUCUUAGCUCUGACAGCAUUGUGGGCUACAGGAUGGGGGAUGUGAUUCGCAGCCACGCGUCUGAAGUGCCUGAGCUGUUGCCCUGUGGAUACCUGGUGGGCGACAACAACCUAAUCAAGGUCAACCUCAAAGGUGUGAAGGAGAACAGCAUAGACAGCCUUGUGUUUGACACUCUCAUUCCAAAGCCUAUAAUCCAGAGGUACCUCAACCUGUUGAUGGAGCAUCGGCGGAUCAUCCUCUCAGGACCCAGCGGCACAGGAAAAUCCUUCCUGGCUGCCAAGCUGGCUGAGUACAUCAUUACGCAGAUGGGCCAGGAGGUGACAGAGCACAACGUGGCCAGCUUUAAUGUGGACCAGAACUCCAGCAAGGACCUCCGUCGGUACCUGUCCAACCUAGCAGAGCGGUGUAACUCUGAGCGGACAGACGCAGAGCUGCCUACUGUGGUCAUCCUGGACAACCUCCACCACAUCGGCUCUCUCAGCGACAUAUUCAACGGCUUCCUCAACUGCAAGUACCAUAAAUGCCCUUAUGUCAUCGGGACCAUGAGCCAAGGGGUCUCCUCCUCUCCAAACCUGGAGCUUCAUCACAACUUCAGGUGGGUCCUGUGCACCAACCACACGGAGCCAGUCAAAGGUUUCCUGGGUCGCUUCCUGCGCCGGAAGCUCAUUGAGACGGAGCUAGAUAAGAACACGCGCAGCAACGACCUGAUCAAAAUCAUCGACUGGAUCCCCAAAACCUGGCAGCACCUCAACGGCUUCCUGGAGGCGCACAGCUCCUCUGAUGUCACCAUAGGGCCUCGUCUCUUCCUGUCUUGUCCCAUGGAUGUAGAAGGUUCUCGGGUUUGGUUCACUGACUUGUGGAACUACUCCCUGGUACCAUACCUGCUAGAGGCUGUCAGAGAAGGAUUACAGCUGUAUGGGAAGCGAGCAGUGUGGGAGGAUCCGUCCAAGUGGGUGAAUGACACAUAUCCGUGGAACGCCGCCGCUCUGCAACAGGAAGGCCAGUCGCUGCUCCAGCUGAGGCCGGAGGAUGUGGGAUAUGACGGCUACAGCUCGUCCAAGGAGGGGACGUCAUCCAAGCAGGUGUCUCAGAGCGACACAGAGGGAGACCCGCUGAUGAACAUGCUGCUGCGGCUGCAGGAAGCGGCGAACUACUCCAGCACCCAGAGCUGUGACAGUGACAGCACCAGUCACCAUGACGACCAGCUGGACUCCUCCUUGGAGUCGGCUCUAUGAGCCCAUGACCCACGAUGGCAGACCUGGAUCCCUUUCCACCUCUAAACCCUGGAGAACCUUUGAACCCCAAAGACUAACAAACCCCCACCACCUUCUCACCCCUCCGCCACAAUAGUUCAACCUUCCCUUCCUGCGAGAGCAAGUGUGCAACCUGUUCAGAUCGCUAGUCCAUCACAGAACCCGCACUCUAGAGAUAUAUAAUAUAUGGAAAGUUUUAAUACCCAAAAUGUUCGCUCAAAUUGAAAGAAAAGGCCUAUAUUUUGAUGGUGCAAUAUAAACCAGAAUGUUUUUUUUUAUGUUUUCAGAACCUUACUUUAAUCCAAAAGCACUGUCCUCCUCUUUUUUUUGGACAUUUUAUAAAACAGUUCUUAUGCGUUCCUGAUGUGAAAUAUCAGUACCUCUGGUGGGGUUUUUUUCUAACAAGACACAUUUCCUUUGGUUUACUUAUAGAGGAAAAUGUCCAAAGUGUUACGAAAAUAACUAAAAAAACUGGAUUUUUCUUUUUACCCAGUUAAAUCCACGUAUGUUUACAUUAUUAGGGCUGUUUCUUUGUUACAGAGGUGCUUCUUACAGACACGCACAUACAUACACACAGAGGAAGCAGAGAGGAAAUCAUCUUUUGAUCAAAGCAUUGUAUCCAUUCAGUCUCUUGGUUGAUCACUAUCAAACGUGCCAGAGUCUCUUUUUCUUUAAUGUUUCAGGAGAUCUUUGGUUUAAAAGGGAGGCAUAAAGGGCAGGUGUAGUGAUUCCUGGGACUUCAAACACCUGAUAACGUCUGGCGAUUUGCACAAAAAUACUUUAUAUAUUUUAUUCUCCUAUUAUUUUUGGCACCAUAUGGGAGAAUUCUGGGGCUUUACAAUUCAAAUAGGAUCAGAAUUUGCCUACAUUAUAUAUAAUAAUAAUAAUAAUAAUAAUUAAUAUUUAUUAAAGACCAGGAGCUGGCCCAGGGAUGUAUGGAGAAUAAUUUUAUUUUAUUUUUUGGGGUCCACUUCCUGUUAAACUCAGUUCCCAGUAGCCACCACAGCAGAUCUAAUGUCUAUUUUAUAUUUUCAACCUUUAAAUCCUUUUUAGUUUCCUAUUGCAUAGAAUAUAUUCAUUACCAGGAGGCUAACUAGGUGAUAUUAGUAGGCUGGUUACUGCCUGCAAAUCCUAUCUUAUAAAAUAUAUUUUUAAAACAACAUAACAUGAACAAAAGGGAUGAUGGAUCCUCGGUUAGUUUUUCCACACUGUGAAGUUCCAAGUUCUAAGCAGCCACAUUUCUUUUUUUUCUUAUCCAAGGCAUAGGGUAUUAGCCUUGUUUCAGCCAGCUGACUGUCCGUGUGCAGGAGUAGCUUGGGCAGGGUGCAGCACCAGCUCAUUAAAAAGACAUUAACUCAUAAGAACAGGUUUUUAUUUUAACAUUUUAGAGGAUUUAGGACCAUUAACAUUUAUCAACAGCUCAUCAUUCAGCUCUGGGUUAGAGGCAAAGUUGACUUCGGUUACUUUUUUAAAUGUUAUCAAUGUUUUAUUAAAAACUAUUGAUCUCAAUUUUGAAUACAAUAUUUGCACCUAGCAGUUUUCGGUACUCCAGGCCAGUAGGGGGACCCUACAGAGCCCCAUUCCCUCUUUAUACCUCGGACCAGCUCUAAACUUAAUCGGCCAACAUUUCUUUAAACCUCGUGGUGCUGGGUCCGCUGGCCUGAAACCUUUCAGUGUCAGCCACUGCCAAGCUGUUCCAAAUGCCAACAACAAGCACAAUGAAAGUGUUUUAGCUGCAUGUCCCCCGGCCAUCCUGCUGGAAGAGUGUGCCAAUAGUUUCCCUUUGAUCCGACUGCCAAGUGUCCACACCUCAAAACAAAGCCCACCAUGGUUGUCCACUCAAAGUCCCUCACCUUCCAAACAACACAACCUGAGUGGGUCUUCAGCUUUAAUCAACAGCGGUGAAUGUCUACUGACUCUAGACAACAAAAUGAAGAGUACUUAAUAGAAUAACCCAGCCUCUCCAUUAAGAUAAUUCUGCCUGUGAAAUACCUGCUUUCAUCUUUGUCUGAAAACCAAUUAAAACUGUUGUCUUAUUACAGUUUAAUUAGAUCAGCCAAGAGCAGUAAAAGGGAACAAUAAUAUUGGUGCUUUCGAACUGCCUUAAAUGUUCAAAGUUUCUUAAAGCAUAUUUCACUCCAUCUAAGACAACGGUAUAUUUAAUGUCGCCUCAUGCUACCCUGCUUCCACCUUUCGUCAAAGAUGCUGCUUGAACAAGAAGCAGCCAUUACUGCUUGCGGCUCCAUCUUCUUCCUCUGAAGCACCAUUGCUUCUGUCUGAUAGUAAGAAACGAAGAGACGCUGUAUUCUAGUUCAAAAUCAGAACUAUAUUAAAUAAAGAAACAAAAAAAAGGGGGGGGGGGGUAUGUUUUAGUUGUUUUGCACCCAGUUGAGCUGGGUUAACUUGAAUUAAAAGGAGCACAACCAAACUGUUUUUGUUUGUUUGUUUUUUAGCUUGAUGAGCAUGUUUUUGAAGCUUUUAAAAAAAAAAAAGUGGGUGAGGGGCGCUUUGAGGAGGGAUCUUCACCUUGAUGAACGCGCGUACUGGAUGGAAGAAGCCAUUUUGAAUUUUGAUUGUCCUCUUUUUGUUUAACUGGGUCGGUUUUGCACACUUUAAGGAUCGGGUGGGCUGUAAAUACUUAUAUAAUUCUUGCACAUUGAAUCAAAGACGCAUUUUGGCCGGUUGGUGUUACAAAAUGCAAAACCCGCUGACGAUAUUGCCGUACUAUGAAAAACAGAGAUAAAAAGAUGCAAAAACUCAACCCGCUGUCAGAAACACGUCUGUGUCUUGUGGUGAUUUGAUGUUUUGCCUAUGCAGGAGGCAUUAGCUGUAUAGUAAUAAAACUGUUUGAACUCACUAAACUGAAAAAAAUGUAGGCACCUGUCCAAUACUCCUUAUUCUACCAUGAAAUACUCUUAAUCCCCGCUGUCUUUAGAAAUGCACGAUGUUUCUUAAAGGGAUUGUUUGGGAUUUUUAAAGUGAGGUUCUGUUAAAGAAUUACAAGCGGUUAAUUAUUACCUCCAGUAGAUAACUCUCUUGUCAUCUUUAUUUGGUAUAAAUCCAGACUAGUUGGUCCAAGUGGCUAAAGUUAAUGGCUAGUCUGAGAAAAGCAAAGGCCAAAAAAAAACUCUUACCUUCUCAAAACAACUCCAGUCUCACGGAACGUCAUUGUGUCACUUUGUAUCUUUUGGGUUUAAGCUGUUUUUCUCCCAAGAUGUCUCGUCUAUGCCAUACUAGCGAACUUUGAUGCCUUAUUUGACGACAACAAUCUAUAAGUCUAAUACAUUACAAAGAAUUUUGUGAGAAAACAGAAUUGGCGAAAAGGCAAAAGGUCCCGCAGCCGUUUUGGGAACAAUGGGAAGGUAAUUUACCUGGAGACACCCACAAGGAUCGUUGUGUGUAAAAACUUAGUGUAGGCAAAGUGAAUUUGUUGUUUUUUUGUCAAAGGGACUAAUUGAGAGUGUAAAAACCCAAUAAGCAGCUUCCACAUUGACCAAAAGCAGUAGUUUUACUUCCAGAGACCUGGUUUGGGAGUUGUCACAUUUUGGAGACUAAGAACGUCAUUCUCUUGCCAUUUUUAGUAUACAGACAAAGUCCUUGGGUCUUGCUGUGUUUUUAAACCCCUAAAGUGGAAAUUUUUCUUUCAUUCUUAGCACUUGUUUCACACAGGAAGAUUGUUGGUUGCGCACUGCUGCCAACCUGCGAUUCCAUUAUAAAGAGUCAGAUUCUUGGGCAAUUAACCACCCACUGCUAACAUGACGAUGGUUUCAAGUUUAAAACACAACAGUCAUUUAAACUUCAGUUUAUUUCAGUUAAGAUUGUACAGAUCAUUGGCCAUUAGCUUCAGCUAGUGGAAACCAUUGACCUGGGUGUAUACCAAAUAAAGUUAACCAGUGCGGCUAAGAUAUUAAGUACCUAGAACUUCUCUUUGAAUCCUGUACAAUCCCUUUAAAAACCACUUCCUCUCUGGUGACUUUAGCCCUAACUCACCACAACCUUAGGUUGCAUAGCUGUCUGAGGCACAGAAGUUGACCCGACACCGUACUGUACAUCUAACAGGUGCUAAUGGUCAGUAAGAAGCCCACCAGAGACCAACAAGUCUUGUUGUCAUAACCUCAGGCAAACCUCUACAAUCCUACCUGUACUCAGCUUCACACGUGUCUCUGCAGCCCAGCCUCGGAUGGUUGCUAACCAGAUGGUGUAGUUGCAUGCCAAGGGUGAAAUGACUGUGUUUACAGGUUGCUGUCUACCUAGACCUACACCCAUGUAUCAGAACCUAUGUACGCUCCUGUUAUAGGCCAUUAGCUCCCAAGAUAACAGCACUUUGACACCAUUAACAGUGUACACCAUUGUGUUGACAAGCAACUGGUCAUUUUUUUCCACUUUACACUUUAGAGUUGCAUCUCAGCUGGAGACCAUAGCAUUUACUCUGGUUUGACAGAAUGUUUUGUUUCUUUCCGGGUGAAACAUUUGUCCUUAAAUGUUUUAUAUUUUGUACAUUUGUAUGUAACAUAUCAUGUAAAUAUGCAGAGACGGUGAUUUAACUCAUCUGGAGGAUUUUGUAGUCUUUGUAAAGCCCUAAUAAAUGGUAUUUGGUGUCACUCAA